This is a messenger RNA of Sphaeramia orbicularis (orbiculate cardinalfish), 1289 nucleotides long. Its product is annotated as galectin-4-like. The record is from RefSeq and is a predicted model, not a curated record. The transcript is spliced from 13 exons. The coding region runs from base 64 to 1146 and encodes 360 amino acids. Gene Ontology annotation, molecular function: carbohydrate binding. Lineage: Eukaryota; Metazoa; Chordata; Actinopteri; Kurtiformes; Apogonidae.
UCGCUUCCUGUCUGCCCUCCUGUUUCUGUUCCCAUACGCCGCUCCGUCUCACCUCCUGCUGCCAUGACGUUUGUGGCUCCUCCAGGAUACCAGCCCAUCUACAGCCCUAGAAUUCCUUAUUUUGGGCCCAUUUAUGGAGGUCUGAGGGAUGGGGUGUCCAUCUACAUCCAGGGGUCAGUUCCUGAGGACAUCACCAGGUUUUACAUAAAUCUGCUCUGUGGAGAGUCUGAGUCCAGCGACAUCGCCCUCCAUUUCAACCCUCGCUUCGACGGAUGGGACAAGGUGGUCUUCAACUCCUGUCAGAAUGGAGAAUGGGGGUCAGAGGACAAGAUUCGAAGCAUGCCCUUCAGUAAGGGCCAGGCCUUCGAGAUGGUCAUCAUGGUCACGUCACAGGGAUACCAGGUCCGAGUCAAUGGGAAUGACUUCUACACGUUCCCUCAUCGUAUUCCGAUGGAAUGUGUUCGUGCCAUGCAGAUCGCAGGAGACGUUUCCAUCCAGACCAUUAACGUCAUAGGGGGUGGAGGAAUGGGAGGAGGAAUGGGAGGUGGAAUGGGAGGAGGAUAUCCAGGAGGCUGUGUUCCACCAGGGGGAGGAGGAUACCCAGGAGGAAUGGGUGGAGGAAUGGGUGGAGGAAUGGGUGGAGGAAUGGGAGGUGGAUAUCCAGGAGACAUGGGAGGUGGAAUGGGGGGUGGAUACCCCGGAUCAAACCUGCCGGGUAUGGGUGGACAGCCCGUCUACAACCCGCCAGUGCCGUACUCCAACAUGAUCCCUGGGGGGAUGUUCCCUAAGAGGACCAUCAUCAUCAGGGGGAUGGUGCCCUAUGGAGGAGACAGACUGGCCAUCAACUUCGUAGUCAGCAGAUCCAGGGACAUCGCCUUCCACAUGAACCCUCGAGUCAGAGAGGGCAUCGUGGUCAGAAACAGUAUGAUCGGAGGCGACUGGGGUCAAGAGGAGCGAGAGCUGAGCUUCAACCCCUUCAUGGAGGGACAGUACUUCGACAUGUCGAUCCGCUGUGGGAACCAGAGGUUUAAGGUGUUCGUCAACGGGCAGCACUUGUUCGACUUCUUCCACCGUCUGCAGUCGUUCAACGAAGUCGACAUGUUGGAGAUCGACGGUGACGUGCAGAUCUCAUACAUCCACUUCUGAAAACACACACUUUCAGUCACAUUGGCCUCCGAGCUGUCGACUCAGGUUGACCUUCAUAAACGUCCAUUAGACAGAGUUACCUCAUCAUCUUCAUCAUUAUCUGUAUGAAUCAUUACUCAUAAAGUGAAUUAAUAAACAUGUCA